UUCCACUACUCGGCGAUCGAAGGGGGGACCCGGCAGUGUGGGUCCGACCGUACCAUUAAGCAGCUGGGCGGGGGUGAGGGAGUUAGAGGGGCGUAGGGCGCCAUUGGGCACCACGCUCCGAGGACAUGAAAAUGGCGGCCUUAGGGUCGCCGGCACGCACUUUACGAGGCCUUCUACGGGAGUUGCGCUACAUGAACGCGGCCACUGGCCGACCCUAUCGCGACACUGCAGCCUAUAGGUACCUCGUGAAGGCUUUCCGUGCGCAUCGGGUUACCAGUGAGAAGUUGUGCAGAGCCCAACAUGAGCUUCAUUUCCAAGCUGCCACCUAUCUCUGCCUCCUACGCAGCAUUCGAGAACAUGUGACCCUUCAUCAGGAAUUUCAUGGCAAGGGUGAGCGCUCAGUGGAGGAGUCUGCUGGCUUGGUGGGUCUCAAGUUGCCCCAGCAACCUGGAGGGAAGGGCUGGGAGCCAUGAGAAUGGAGAGAUUCCUUGGAUGCUGCCUUCAUACAAGAACUUAAUCAUUUCUAUGUAUUUAUCAUUAAAUUUGUUUCUAAGUUUAGGGUUUUUCUCUAAUUUUGUCAACUGAGUGUUUCUUAGGUUUUAUUCUUAGUGAAUUUACUGAACUUCUUACAUUAGGCUGAUUGAUGCUCUUCAUUUUUUUAAAACUUUAUUAUUUUUAUUUUUAAAGUAUACAAACCUAUUGUGUUAAGUAAUUCAAAUGGUAUAGAAUAUAAAAUAAAAGCUUCCUUUUCUUUUCCCUUGUC
Molecule: messenger RNA, 763 nt
Organism: Puma concolor (puma)
Lineage: Eukaryota; Metazoa; Chordata; Mammalia; Carnivora; Felidae
Source: RefSeq, a predicted model, not a curated record